This is a messenger RNA of Aspergillus thermomutatus, 4326 nucleotides long. Its product is annotated as LipA and NB-ARC domain protein. Gene Ontology annotation, cellular component: cytosol; mitochondrion; cytoplasm. Bases 1 to 4326 code for a protein of 1441 amino acids. Gene Ontology annotation, molecular function: hydrolase activity, acting on ester bonds; tetrahydrofolylpolyglutamate synthase activity; ATP binding. NCBI's taxonomy places the organism in Eukaryota, Fungi, Ascomycota, Eurotiomycetes, Eurotiales, Aspergillaceae. The record is from RefSeq and is a predicted model, not a curated record. The transcript has 13 exons. Gene Ontology annotation, biological process: tetrahydrofolylpolyglutamate biosynthetic process.
AUGACUAAGGACAAUGAAUACGGGAUUAUCGUUCUUCAUGACCCGGCGAACACAUCUGCUACCGACGAGAAAAGCUGGGAUAAUAAUAUCGUUUUCGAUUUGGUCGCAAUCCAUGGCCUGAACGGCGACCCUAUGCACACAUGGACUCACACUGAAACUGCAGUAAUGUGGUUAAGAGAUCUUCUACCUGCGGCGAUUCCAGACAUCCGUAUCAUGACCUUUGGAUAUAAUGCCCGCUUCAAGAAUUUUACCGCGCAGCAAGAUCUACGAAGUAUAUCAUUGAAGUUGCUCGCUGAGCUAGUAGAUCUCCGGACAACGGAAGAUGAGAAAUCCCGGCCUAUUGUGUUUGUUUGCCACAGCCUGGGGGGAAUUGUAGCGAAGAAGGCGCUGUUGAUAGGUUGUACCGAGGAGCAAGAGCACGUCCAGCAGGCUGUAUAUGGAAUCUUAUUCCUUGGCACCCCUCAUAACGGUAGCAGCCUCGCAGCCAUGGGAAAGGUCCUGGCAAAUAUUGUCUCAGCAUUUUCGCCAAUAAGAACUCCCCGCGCGCUUAUAGGGACACUGCAGAAGGACUCCGAGGUCCUGUUGGAGAUCACUGAGGACUUCCUCAAGAGGAGAAGAAAGAUCCACCUUGCAUCCUUCUACGAGCUCGAGUUCACCUCCAUCGGCCCUUUCUUAAGAAAACUAAUUGUCGACCAGCGCUCCGCGAUUCUAAAUGUUCCCUAUGAGAUCACCGUCCCCCAAUUCGCCGACCAUAGGAAUAUUGCCAGAUUCAGAUCUUCGCAGGAUCGGUCCUUUCGCCCUGUGCUUUCUCGGCUGAAAGAGUUUGCUCAGACCCUGGGCAGUGGCCAUUCGGGUGAAACGCGGUCCCUCACGGACCAAAACAAUGAGUCUUCCAUUCCAUUCGACCUAAAGACACAGCCAUGCUCGUUCUUCCGCGGAAGAGAUGAUGUAUUUGAUAUGCUGGAUGUGUACUUCCAUGAAGACCAGAAGCCAUCACAAAGCAGACGGACAUUCGCAAUAUGUGGCCUUGGGGGGACGGGGAAAACACAGACAGCUUUGCACUAUGCCGUCCGGAAUUUGUCAAAGUAUACGACAGGGAUUGGGUUUAUAAACGCAACAUCACUGGUCUCGCUUUCGGCAGACUUUGACCGCUUACAUGACCUUCUUAGGCUUGGAGAUUCUAAGAACAAGAUCGGAGCUGUUAAAAGUUGGCUAUCUCGUCCUGAAAACAGUAAAUGGCUUUUGGUGUUCGAUAACGCCGAUGACCUGGACACAGUACCAGUUCAUCAGUUUUACCCGGCCGUGAACUGGGGCCACAUUAUUAUCACCAGUCGUGACCAGGCGGUGAUUGGCAGCAUAGCCGAGAACGGCCACAUUUUGAGUCCCCUGACGGAGAACGACGCAGUGCAACUACUACUCGAAAAGUCAGGGAUCCAGCGCCCUACCGAAGGUGAUAUUGAAGACGCAAGGACCGUCACAGGACUUCUCGGGUCUCUCCCUCUCGCCUUGGUACAGGCUGGGGCAUUCGUUCGCUCAAGACAUCGAAGUCUUCGGGAAUAUUGUAGGCUGUAUACGACUCGGCGAGAUGAUUUGCUUGGCUUCGCAUCACGUCUUGGAGACUCUGAAAAGUUGGUCUUAACGACCUGGGAAAUCAAUUUUAAGCAAGUGGAGCGGGAGUCCUCGGGAGCUGUCUCUUUGCUUCUUCUAUUCUCUUUUCUGGAACCAUCUUCAAUUCCGGAAAUGCUUCUACAUCGAGGCACCACUCCCCAAAGAAGAUGGAGUGAGGAUGGUGAAAUGACCGAGGUAAAUGCGGAAAUGGAAGGGGUGGACAAACAAUUGGUCCAGGUCAUCCAAGGAGAUUUUGAGUUUGACAUGGCCGUGGAGAAGCUACUUUCCUUCUCGCUGAUUUCCUGCAACAAAGAGUCCGAGGGGCUUAGAAGCUUUUCCAUUCAUCCGCUUGUCCAGUACUGUGCUACAAAACGGUUAUCAUCGGUUGAUGUGAGGAAAUGGCGAUGGCAAGCUCUUUUGCUCGUUUGUCAUGCGUUUCCGAGGAAUCGCUUCCUUGAGCCGCUAAAUGGAGACGUUGGAAGGACUUUGUUACCCCAUCUGAGUCGAGCCCUUUCUGAAUACGAUACGAUGUGUCUCGAGCACGGAGACCCUGCCUCCUUUCGGCACGAACUCGCAUCGACUCUACUCGCCGCUUCCCGGUUUUCGAAUGCAAAAUGGAAGGUCGAAGCGAUUGACCGUACCAAAAAGCUCCUCGAAGAUGACAGUGAUCGUUUUCUUAACGCCUGGCUAGCACUUAGGGAGAGCUCGGUAAUGAGAAUGUCGGGAAAAUUGAGAGAGUCGGAGAGCGCCCUGUAUAGGUUCUUGCACGACGCGGCUGUACCCAAAGAGAAAGAGUUGGAAUUGAGUAGGAGAUAUAACGCCCAACGUGGGGAGCUUGUCAUUUCGUUCGCGGAGAACCUAAUUCGCAAAGGGAAGCUCAUCGAAGCCAAAGCGGAGUUGUCAGAGUGGAAGCCGCUGGACAUUGCCCCUUCCUCUCUUGAAAAAAUAACUUCAAGAGCCCGAGACAUAACUCUGGGUAAGAUCCUUCGACUCCAGGGCCUCUUCCAUAAAGCCCUGGCUCAACUCGAUGGUAUCCUUCAAGGCUGCCUUCUGGACGAAUACUUUGAGGGAACUGGCUGGUAUCGGGUCCUCCUUUCCGAAGUCGCCGACCUACGUUGCGCAUUGGGCCAGCCGCUUGAGGCUGAAAAGCUCCUGAUUCAGGAGUUGACCCCAAUGAGAGAGAAGGGCACUCAAGACAUUGCCACGGGCCGACGGCUAAGAAUGUCGCUCGCGGAGACCUACCUGGAACGAAACAUGUUUGCGCAGGCGGAGGAGCUUCUGCUGGAGCUUCAACGCGCAUUUUCGUCUUCUGGUGAACCGGACUAUAAUGCCCAAUUCUACAUUUUCCGUGUCUGGAUUUCCCUGGCGAGGAUUUCUCAUAUGCAGUCUGAGUCGGAGCAAGCGAUUUCACGCUGGAGAAAUGCUUUAUCGGCCUUGGAGCGCCUGGGCCAGGACAAGAGUUUCAAUGCUGGUCUUGAUAAUGCGGUCAACAGCUUGAAUGUAAUCCAUGUCAGCGGCACAAAGGGGAAGGGUAGCACCUGUGCUUUUACACGGAGCUUUCUUCAUGCACAUAGCAUGAGGACAGGAUUUCCCAGGAGGAUUGGACUCUACACCGGCCCACAUUUGCAAUGCGUUCGCGAAAGAAUCCAAAUUGACGACCAUCCGGUCCCGGAAGAUUUGUUUACCCGAUAUUUCUUCGAAGUGUGGGAUCGCAUUAUGCCUAAGGAUGUAGAGCUGGACUCGGGAGUCGCUAGGCAGCCUCGUUACCUGCAGUUUCUCGCCCUGUUGGCUUUCCACACCUUCAUCAGAGAAGAGGUUGAUGCGGCAAUUUUCGAGGUCCACCAUGGCGGAGAGUAUGAUGCAACAAACGUGAUACAGAAUCCCGUUGUAACCGGAAUCACAUCGCUUGGAAUGGAUCAUGUUGCACAGCUUGGCCCUACCAUCGAGACAAUCGCUUGGCAUAAAGCUGGAAUAUUUAAAUCGGGUGCGCCUGCUUUCUCCGUAACCCAGGAACCAGACCCCGCGGAAGUGAUGCGAAAGCGUGCUCUUGAUAAAGGCACUACUCUGACGUUCGUAUCGGCGAAUGAGUGCCUUCCCACUGAUGCGCUCGAGCUCACUAAAGCAUUUCUUCGAACCAAGGCACCUGGCCAUACACUUAGUGAUGCAGACAUCCGGCAUGGUGUGGAAAAUUUCCGGUUGACUGGGAGAUUCGAAAUUAUUGGUGAAGGGCAGUUACAAUGGUUUGUGGACGGGGCGCACAACGUUCUGAGUUUAGAACAAACUGCAGAAUGGUUUGCCAGGAAUGCCAACAAUGAGCAUAAGUGUCGCGCCCUUAUCUUCAGUCAUUUAUCAGAAGAGCGAGAUGGGGUGACGCUCGUACGAUCUUUAGCGCAUGCACUCUUCAGAAACGAGGUGAAACCUGGCCACGUCAUCUUUACUACAUAUCAGGAGAAAGAGGAUGACCCUAUCGACCAAUCCAUCAAAGCCUCUGAGCCACGAUCACAUGACGUAUGUGCUUUGUACGCCUCGGUGUGGAAGGGACUUGAUCCCCAGGCUAUGGUUACAACUGCGCCAACGAUUGAGAGAGCGGUAAGGCUUGCCAGGGAAACAGGGGUCCGUGAAGAUGGAAUGCAAGUGCUUGUUACGGGGAGCUUAUACAUGGUUGGUGGAACACUCAAAUUUCUGAGGCCAUCGUCGCGUACGACUACAGAUGAUUAA